Molecule: messenger RNA, 2249 nt
Organism: Parus major (Great Tit)
Lineage: Eukaryota; Metazoa; Chordata; Aves; Passeriformes; Paridae
Gene: C1QTNF1
Product: C1q and TNF related 1
Exons: 5
Coding region: 672-1502 (276 amino acids)
Molecular function (GO): protein binding
Source: RefSeq, a predicted model, not a curated record
CACAUUCUGUCGUUGUCCUGGUUGCCCGCUAUGUCCGGCCGCCACUCGGGGUGGGAGAGCGGGGUAGACGCAGCCCCACGCCUCGCGACCCGUGUGCGUGUCCGGCUGUCAAGGGCUGGAGCCCGGUGGGGCUGUGCUGGUGCUCUCGGGGCUGGGAAAUGUCCUGCCGGCACGGGGCAGGGUCCUGCGCCGGGGCCAGCUGCACCCUCCGGGGUCCCGCAGCAGCUCGGGGGAGCCGCAGGCACGGGCCGCCUCCGCUCCGCUCCCGGUGCCAAUGGCCGAGGCGGCCGGUCCCGGGAGCACACAUGGUUAAGGCAGCCGCGGGCGCACAUCUGGCGGGGGAGGGCUGCGAGCCUCGGCCCGCGCCUCGUUGCCUCCUGCGCUUCCAAAAAGUGUAUUUCCGCCGGGGCCGAGCGAGGAGAGGCAGCUCCGGAGCGGGAGGCAGCGAUCGGCCGUGGGCAGGCUCUGCGCUGGCCCUGGCGAUGCUCUAGGGCAGCAAAGGGAGAAGCCGUGCCCCAGAGGAGCUGACAUACUAAAUUGCUGCUCUUGGGUGUCCAUGGGAGGCAGCUGAAGCCAGGCUGAGCAGGAGCAGCAGCACUUGGUGCAGGACUUGGCCUGGUCAGAGGCUGCUGCUCUGCUCCACUCUCAGCUCCUGAGGGCACUGCCAAGGCAUGGAGGGGCUGUGGGUGCAUGGUGUCCUGCUGAUCUUCCUGCUGCCCUGCCCUGUGGGGAGCCAGACCAGCUCCAUCCCUGGCCAGCGAUGGUGGACAGACCCCGAUGAGGCCCCAUCCCAGCACCAAGCUGCCAGGGCCACACAGGAGCAGAAGGCUGAGGAUGCCCAGGAGGGGCUUCCCCCACAGCCCCGCUGUGUCCGCUGCUGCCCCCCACCCGAAAAGCGCUUCUACCCCCAGUACCAGCCCAUGCCUCAGAUCAACAUGACCAUCCUGAAAGGAGAGAAGGGGGACCGCGGUGAGCGUGGCAUGCAGGGCAAGUUUGGCAAGACAGGGGUGGCCGGCAGCAGGGGCCAUGCAGGGCCCAAGGGACAGAAGGGCAGCAUGGGCGCCCCUGGGGAGCGCUGCAAGAGCCACUACGCCGCCUUCUCUGUGGGCCGCAAGAAACCCCUGCACAGUAACGACUACUACCAGACCCUCAUCUUCGACACGGAGUUUGUCAACCUCUACGACCACUUCAACAUGUUCACGGGCAAGUUUUACUGCUACAUCCCCGGGAUCUACUACUUCAGCCUCAAUGUGCACACCUGGAACCAGAAGGAGACGUACCUGCACAUCAUGCGCAACGGGGCGGAGGUGGUGAUCCUCUACGCCCAGGUGAGCGACCGCAGCAUCAUGCAGAGCCAGAGCGUCAUGCUGGAGCUGAAGGAGCAGGAUGAGGUCUGGGUGCGGCUCUACAAGGGUGAGCGUGAGAACGCCAUCUUCAGCGAUGAGUACGACACUUACAUCACUUUCAGCGGCCACCUCAUCAAGUACAGUGGGGACCCCUGAGCACCAGGCCCCUGCACUCCUCCUGUGCCAGGCCAGGUGGCCAAGGGGCCCCUGUCCCUCUCAUCCCAGGAGUGCCACCCCCAUUAUGCUGUUAGUCACCCUAGUGCCACUACCCUCAGCAGCUGCACCAGUGUGUGAAUUCCCUCACUCCAGCGCCUCAAGGCUAGCUAGACACAACUGGAAGAGUUGGAGCAAUUUUAAUCCCCUGCCACUUUAGUGACCAGGAAGCAGCUGCUCACCUGGGGUGGGCAGGGAGCUCACCCCCUCUCCCACACCAGAGCCAGGUUUGCCAGGCACAGCCUGAGCUGGCCGCAGUGGAGCAGUGUGCGAGGCAGGAGCAGACACUUGCACCGUGUUCCUCCUCGUGCCAGCCCGUGCUCCCCGGCUGGAGCGGGCAGAAGGUGCUCAACACCAUCCAGAAAGGCAUAAACCACUAAGGGCCCUCUUUCCUUCCACGGUGCAGGUGUUGCAGUGCAGGGCUGGGUACCCCUGUGGGGAGGGAAUUGCGUCAGUUCCCUCUGCAGAUUCCGUCACUGCUCGCCGCAGCCUCUGCUCAGGAAGGGCUCUCUCCCCACCAGCAGCCCUGGGCGGGGGGGCCUUUGGCCUCAGCCACUUCCUCUUCCGUCAGGUUAUGUGCUGGCCAGGCUGCAUGUUUGUGUAGAUGCAGCCGUAGCAUGGGCCAGCAUGCUGACCUCUCCAUUCAGCUCAUGCCACAUUAAACACCUCACAUUUCCAGCCUUGCUCACA